GUAUGUGUGUGUGUGUGCGUAUGUGUGUGUCACUUCCGAGUGUUUGAAUCUCCGCAAAACACUCCCUCUUUAAGCGUACAUUCCCUAUUCGGCGGGGCUCGCGCGCAGCUCGCGCCCUCUCUCCACCUGCGCGUUACUUUCUCACCUUUACUGACGCGACCUGAAGUUUUACCAGAUGUCUUUUUUCACGUGAAACGUUUUUUUUUUUUUUUUGCUUCUUUUCACGGACCUGCGUGUGUGUUUGCGCGCGCGCACUCCCAGGUGCAGUUCGGGCGCGGCCUCAGCGCAGGAAGCGAAGUGUCGCGAGCGUGGUCGUGCCAUGGCCGUGAACGAGAGGGCCGCGCGAGCUCUGCGAGACAUCAUCAAGCGGCAAGGCAACGGAACCUGCGCGGACUGCGGCGCUCCCGACCCAGAAUGGGGAUCCUGUUCUUUGGGAGUGUUUAUUUGCCUCAUUUGUUCCGGCAUCCACCGGAACAUUCCCGACAUCGGAAAGGUCAAAUCUGUCCUACUGUCCCACUGGGAGGACUCGGAAGUUCAGUUCAUGGCGGAGAAUGGAAACGAGGCGUCCAAAAGUAAAUUCGAGGCUUAUGUGCCAGUGUACUACUACAAACCCACUCACAAAGACUGCCAAGUCCUGAAAGAGCAGUGGAUCAGAGCUAAGUACGAGCGGCAGGAAUUUACUCAAGACAGGAAUCCGCUGGUUUAUGAGAAGGGGACCAGAGACGGAGUGCUAAUGAAGAGAGGGCGAGACAAUGGGCAGUUCCUCAGCAGACGAUUCGUCCUGUCUGAAAGAGAGGGGACACUUAAGUACUACACAAAGUUUGAUGCCAAAGAACCUAAAGCUGUAAUAAAGGUGGACACCAUCAAUGCCUCGUUCCAGCCAGAGAAGAUCGGCAACCCUAACGGCCUCCAGAUCACUUACCUUAAAGACUACAACACGCGUAAUAUCUUCCUCUAUCACGAAAACAGCAAGGAAAUAGUGGACUGGUUUAACUCGAUUCGAGCCGUCCAGCUACACUACCUGAAAGUAGCUUUCCCCGGGGCUUCCGAGCUUGAAUUAAAACCCAAACUGACACGAAACUUCCUGAAAGAGGGCUACAUGGAGAAGACAGGACCAAGGCAAACAGAGGGUUUUAAGAAGCGCUGGUUCACCCUGGACCACAGGAGAUUAAUGUACUUCAAGGAUCCUCUGGAUGCAUUUGCUAAAGGUGAGGUGUUCCUGGGUCACAGAGAUCUGGGUUACAGCGCCAGUCCCGGCUUACCGGCCAGCACCCAAAGCAACGGUGCCUGGCAGCAUGGCAUCACCAUAGUGACGCCCGAUCGCAGUUUUCUGUUCACCUGUGAGACAGAGGUGGAACAGCUGGAUUGGCUGAAGCACUUUAAUCACGUCAUCAGCCUGCAGAUGUCGCCUCAGGAGUACAGCAUGGAGGCCCUCUUCAAGCAUAAACACUGACGGAUUCACGCACUUUUCCCGACCCCAGCCUGACUCAUCACCUCUUGACUUAAAUAAUUGAACACUACUUGUUUAUUUUUAUACAUGGGAGUACUUGAGUACUUUUAGAGCUAGUGUGUUUACUGUAAUUACCAAGCCAAGCGGCCAAGGAGAUCAAUAUCCAUCUCAGUAACGGUCACUUUAAAAGUGUUUUUGUUUCUGUAUUGUGCAUUUGUUUGGACAUGACAUUGUAUUGUGUUGGGGUGCCUUAAUAGUUAUUAUUACUAAUCUAAUCUAAUCUACCAAACUAUUGAUGUGGAAUAUUGGUCCAUGUUCUAGUUUAAAUUGCAUUUGUUUUGUCCUGAGGUGCCCUCUACUGGUGAGGUUAUGCCAUGUAAGUUGAGCUUUUAAAGGAAAAAUCCACCAUGCAUGACCUGGUCAAUAUCAAUAUUUAUAAUUAACAUGGUCAGCAAAAAAAAAUUUUUGUAUUGAAAUUCUGAGUUCAUGUGUUUGGUUCAAAAUUUGAAAAAUUAUAUUUUUUGGUUAAUGGUUUCCUACAUUACCCACAAUACAGUUCAACUCCCUGCUUAUAGCGACGCCAUUGGGAAUUCAUCUCCAAAAGACAGUGAUGCAGCAGUGCUUUAAGGUCUCAGUGAAGAUGAAACCACCUUAGAAAGCUUACAGGCUCGCAUACUCUCUGCAGUUUUGUUUUUUUUUUGCUGUAGCGUGCAAGAGCUCCAGUACUGCAGGUGGCGUUAUAAAAAUGUAAUGAUAAUUUCCACAAUUUAUGGAAGAACAAUUGCCGCUCCUUAAUCUCAUCCAGAUUGAUAUAAUUUGGCUUGGUCAGACCUCAUUUAUGACAACCAAUCACAGGCUUGGCCGUGUAGCUUGUUCCUCAGCAGAGUUAACCUAGCUACCAUGUGCACAACACAAGUGACUUAGGUCAUGUUGUUUGUGGAAACCAAACAAACAUCAUCUCUGCAUGAAGCAUGCGCCCAUUAAACACCAUUGUAACUGCGCUAGUAAUGUCCACUUCACUCACAAGCAAUGUCCUUUUCACUCACGUGAAUAAGAAAAAUACAGCACCACAUAACAAAUUAGCACCAGAAUCACUACAGACAUCUCAAAAUAUUUCAAUACAAACAUAGUUAAUGUCUUUCAGUGUGGACUUUUCCUUUAAUUGUGCUUCCUUCAGGCGUAAGCAUUUUGCCAAAUGCCAAAUUUAUGACACGCAUUGUAAUUAGUUCUUGUUACUUUUUGAACAUAACAAUUUAUAAUUUACUUUUGUAUAAAAGUAACUUUAUGCAAGAUGUUUAAUAUGGAAAGAUACAACUGGAAUCUAAAUCCUUGCAAUAAAUAUACUGAUCAGCAA
Pangasianodon hypophthalmus (striped catfish) is the source of this 2804-nucleotide messenger RNA. RefSeq lists its product as uncharacterized. Gene Ontology annotation, molecular function: GTPase activator activity; phosphatidylinositol bisphosphate binding. The record is from RefSeq and is a predicted model, not a curated record. The transcript has 12 exons. Bases 320 to 1453 code for a protein of 377 amino acids. Gene Ontology annotation, cellular component: plasma membrane; intracellular membrane-bounded organelle. Gene Ontology annotation, biological process: positive regulation of GTPase activity. NCBI's taxonomy places the organism in Eukaryota, Metazoa, Chordata, Actinopteri, Siluriformes, Pangasiidae.